Molecule: messenger RNA, 1425 nt
Organism: Aureobasidium uvarum
Lineage: Eukaryota; Fungi; Ascomycota; Dothideomycetes; Dothideales; Saccotheciaceae
Source: the annotation of a GenBank genome assembly
AGCGCCAUGGCUGAGGCUCUGACAGUACCUCUUUCUGUCGAAGACGAGAAAGCUCGCAAGUCGUCUCUGGAGAACUCCCAGAAUGAUUCACUGGAAUCGAUAGAGAGGAUCAGGGAAAUUGAUCCUGACAUUGAAAGAAGAGUCGUAUGCAAGUGUGACUGGUGGGUUGUGCCUGCUCCGACAAUCAUCUUCAUGCUUUCUUUCAUCGAUCGAGUCAACAUCGCAAACGCUAGGAUCGAAGGUAUGCUGACAGACCUUCACAUGGUCAAGCAUGACUACAACAUUGCUUUGUUCAUCGUCUUUAUUCCAUUCAUCCUGUGCGAAACUCCAAGCAACAUGAUCCUCAAGCGCAUCACCCCACGCGUCUGGUUGAGCUUCUUGCUGUUCGGCUGCGGACUCAUGGCGAUCUGUCAGGGCGUGACGAAGUCCUUCGCUGGCCUGGUAGUCUGCCGUUUUAUCCUGGGAAUCUUCGAAGCCGGUAUCUCUCCUGGAAGCAUCCUUCUCAUCACCAUGUACUACCGUCGUGAAGAGCUGCCUCGCAGGAUCAGCUGGUGGUACAUGUCAGGUACCAUAGCAGGCGCUUUUGGUGGUCUGCUUGCGUACGCUCUGGCAAACAUUGAGGGCGAAGCCAAGAUGGAUCGAGUCAACUGGUCCAGAUGUGCAAGAGACUGGAAAGUCUGGGUUGCGUGGGUCUUCCUUGUCGUUUCUGGUGUGCAAUGGCUGAUGAUCAAGAACAGAACUGCAAUGUACUUUGGUGUUGUAGCACUCAACUACUCGACCAAUAAUUUCAAUCCAACUCUCCUAAAGGAGCUUGGCUAUACAUCUGCAGCAGCACAGGUCAGUUGUCCUGGAUAUCCACAAUGCAAGCCUAACACAGGUAGNAUUCACUCGAUUCCUUUGUAUGUCGUUGCCAGUGCCUUCUGUCUUGGGUCUUGCUACCUGUCGACAUCCAUCAACAACAGAUUCUGGCCCUUACAAUUCGGCGUGCUCCUCGGCAGCGUUGGCUUCAUCAUUCUUCUGGUCCAGAAAUCACCUAUAAUUGGACCUGGAAUUGCAUACAUGGCGCUCUUCUUCAUUACCAGUGCUGGUUACAUUGUACAGCCCAUGGUCGUGUCGUGGGUCAUGAACAAUGCAUCUGGGCAUUACAAGAGGGCGUUUACCUCGGGUACCAUGAUCGGCUUGGGCAAUGCUGGUGGACUGGUAUCAAGCAAUGUCUUCCUCCAGGAAGAGGCACCAUACUACCCGACCGGAUACGGGACAUCGUUGGCAUUGCUGAUCCUGACAAGCAUCGCGGCAGUAGUGUUCUACCUUGGGCUCAAGAGGGAGAAUGCCAAACGAGACGCUGGCAAGCGUGACGACUGGCUUCAGCUGUCGGAUGCUGACAAUCUUGGGGACGACCAUCCCUCUUUUCGCUUCAGUUUCUGA